GGAUAAGACGCUCAUCCCCAGCAUGGUGGGAUUGCAUAGCUAUCAGAGUUUCUCUAUCGGAGUAUCAAUCAGGCUUUGCAAUGGAAAACGCUAUCAAGCCGUCUAAGAGGGCUCUGGCCAACCUCGAGUUGGAGUCUCCCGCCGACUUGGAAGACAAGAUCUCCCACCUUCCCUCUUACGAUCCAGAAAUAUGCCCUGAUGGUCUCAUAGACCUAUCUGGCGCCACAAACAUGCUCGUCAGCGACCUGAUGGGGGCGCAUAUCGGCAAGUUUGUGAAAUACUAUCCUGUCGAAAAUGCUCUUCUAUACGGGCCAGUGAACGGCCCCAAGGAACUCUCGCUGGCUGUGGCCCAGUUCAUCAACCGCCGCUUUACACCGGCCACAGCCGUCCAGGCAGAGGACAUUCUAACGACCAACGGCGUCUCUACGCUCAUUGAUAUGAUGUCGUUCAACUUUUGUGAGCCAGGUGAAGCCGUCAUGGUCCUCACCCCGACUUACCUCAUGUUUCCCCAUGACCUCUGCGCUCGCACGGGAGUCCAAAUGAUUCCCGUGUCGACAGAGAGCGUCCCCGAUCAAUACAGCUCCAAGUAUGCGUCCAAAAUGAUUCAUAAACUUGAACAGGCGUAUCUCGUCUCUCAGGGUUGUGGGGUGAACACACGCGCUCUCCUCAUCUGCAACCCUUGUAAUCCGACGGGACGCAACUACUCCAAGGCAUCGUUGCUCGAGAUGGCUCGUUUCUGUGGCAGGCACAAGAUGCAUCUGUUGUCGGAUGAAAUCUAUGCCAUGUCGAGCUUUGAGCCCUUGGAGCCCGGACUAGACAUGUUUUCAUCCGUGCUAAGCAUCGAGGAUAGUCCCCACGACGGCGUCUUCAAAGAGAACAUCCACUGCCUGUACGGUGCCAGCAAAGACUUCGCAGCCGGAGGUAUCCGUCUGGGUUUCCUGGUGACACGCAAUGAGCUGCUCUGGAAAACAUGCCGCCGUCUGGCCUUGUUUACCUGGGUCAGCUCCUUCUCGACUGCCUUUUUCACCCAUUUCCUGUCGGACGCAGAGGCUGUGGACGAAUAUCUCGCUGUCUACCAGAGUCGUUUGCGGACAAGCUACGUUGCGGCGAGCGAGUCCUUUUACAAACAUGGCAUCCCAUUCCAACCCGCCAAUAGCGGCAUGUUUGUCUUUGUUGAGCUGACCGAGUGGCUCAAGUACUUUGACGCUCCGGAUGUCAAGGGUCAAGAAGUCCAACUGUACCACUAUCUUGCCUUCCAAGCAGGUGUCCACCUUAACAUGGGCCAGAUGUCGUUGUCUUCUAUACCUGGAUGUUUCAGGUUUGUCCAUGCAGCUGGGAAUACGAAAACAGUAGCACUGGCCAUAGCGCGCAUUAGGGAUGCGUUGUCAAAGCUAGAAGCAAAAGGUUCUGUUUUGGAUCGACGUCUUAUAUCCGUCAGUAGCACGAGCGCGACAGAGUCAGUCAGUGAUGAGAAGCACAAGGAGCCAGCCGCAGAGCGUAAACUGGGCCUAAGAGGUUCAAUAAUUCGUCUCCUUUCUUGCACUACGCACGGCGUAUAAGAAUGAAGAGUUCGCAUUUAGAAAACGGUCGUGUUGAUUCUACGGAUAUAAUAUCCAUAGCUAAACGUGUAGAGAUGAUAAUCCAUGUACUCUGUAAUACCCGGUGAGAGCAUGAAGGACAUGUUGUUUUGGUAGUUAAGUACGAAGAGAGAAAAUGAUAACCC
This is a messenger RNA of Trichoderma harzianum CBS 226.95, 1723 nucleotides long. RefSeq lists its product as hypothetical. Gene Ontology annotation, biological process: biosynthetic process; amino acid metabolic process. The record is from RefSeq and is a predicted model, not a curated record. The coding region runs from base 81 to 1559 and encodes 492 amino acids. Lineage: Eukaryota; Fungi; Ascomycota; Sordariomycetes; Hypocreales; Hypocreaceae. Gene Ontology annotation, molecular function: transaminase activity; pyridoxal phosphate binding. The transcript is spliced from 4 exons.